This is a messenger RNA of Dalotia coriaria, 879 nucleotides long. Its product is annotated as TM2 domain-containing protein almondex-like. The coding region runs from base 95 to 805 and encodes 236 amino acids. The transcript has 5 exons. The record is from RefSeq and is a predicted model, not a curated record. NCBI's taxonomy places the organism in Eukaryota, Metazoa, Arthropoda, Insecta, Coleoptera, Staphylinidae.
CACACUUACUCUAAUCUAUGGUGUAACCUAAAUAUAAUUUACUAAUGAUAACAAAGAUUUAAAACGUUCGAAAUAAUUGAUAACAGCAUUCAAAAUGCAGUGUUAUCAAAUAAGUGCAAAGAAGGCAUGUCUAAUUCUACUCAUGUUUGUUGUAAACGGUGCACAGCACUCGCAAUUCGGUGAUAACAACAUGGAUCUAAGCAGAAAGAGUCAAAACUUUAAAGAAGUAUCACUAAAGAACAACCCUGAGAUUAUGCUAAGCCAUGGUUAUUGUUCUGCACAUCAUGAAAACUGUGAACAAGUGAGUGGCUUCUGCCUCAGUUGUGACAUGAACAGCACUUGUAUUUACGGCCAGAAACUCAAUGCAACUUGUAAUGUACCCAAUGGUAUAAUCUGCAUGACAGGUAAAAAAACGUUUGAAAAGGAAUACAUCUGCAGAUACUGCUAUCAAACUGAACCAUGGGAGCAUACUUGUGAUUGGAAAGCAAGCUGCAACUCUGUAGCAAUAAACCGAUCACAAUAUACAACAAAUUGUACAGUUAAUGACAACAUUAUAUGUUUAGGCUCAAGAACAUUCAAUAAAAAUGUUUAUUGUAACUGGACAGGCGGAUAUCGCUGGUCCACUGCACUUGUGCUAAGCAUAACUUUAGGAGGCUUCGGCGCGGAUCGAUUUUAUCUGGGGCAUUGGCAGGAAGGCAUUGGUAAACUCUUUAGUUUUGGUGGACUAGGCGUGUGGACAUUAAUAGAUGUUAUUUUGAUUUCCCUGCAUUAUUUGGGACCUGCUGAUGGGUCACUAUAUAUUUAAUUUGGUACAUAAAUAUUUAUUUCUUUGACUGAAUCACGAUUUUUCUGUAAAUUUCUAUAAAAAUAUUCAUGACA